GGCUGACGCGCCGCGUCGGCAGCUGCCGGCCCGCCUAUACACGCCCGUCCGCUGCAGCCGCACACGCCGAGCGUUUCUUCCACUCGCAGUCUUGCGAGCGCGCGCACACACGCCCCCGGGCAGAGGGAGCGAGAGCGGCCGGGCCGCAAAAACCCUCUGCGUCCAUCUCUGGGUCACGGCCGCCGGGGAGAGGCGGCGACGUGCGCACGAGUGAAUCACGCUCACGCGCGCACAGUGAGAUCGGGCGUUCCUCCUGGCCAUGGGAGGUUUUAGGCGGUGGCUGCCGUUCGGCGGCGGGUGCUGCUGCUGCGGCGGCGGCGGGGGAGGAGGCAGGGGCGUGGCGGACGGGCUGGUGUGGGACGUGCCUCUCAAGGCGCACGCGUCGGGGGACUACUCCAUCGCCGUGGCGCAGGCCAACGAGGCGCUCGAGGACCAGGCGCAGGUGCUCGCGGCGCCGGGCGCCACGCUCGUCGGCGUCUACGACGGCCACGGCGGGCCCGAGGCCGCGCGCUUCGUCAACAGGCGCCUUUUCUCCCUCAUCCAAGAUUAUGCGGCCGAGAACGGGGGCCUGUCGGCGGAGGUGUUCCAGAAGGCCUUCGGCGCGACGGAGGACGAGUUCGUGGGCAUGGUGCAGAAGUCGUGGCCGUCGCAUCCGCGGAUCAUGUCCGUGGGCUCCUGCUGCCUGGUGGGCGCCAUCGAGAACGGGACGCUGUACGUGGCCAACCUCGGCGACUCGCGCGCCGUGCUCGGCCGCCGCGACGACGGCCCCGGCCGAGGGAAGCGGGUGGUGGCGGAGCGGCUGUCCCGGGACCACAACGUCGCCGACGAGGACGUGCGGCGGGAGGUGACCGAGAUGCACCCGGACGACUCGCACAUCGUGCUCAACAGCCACGGCGUGUGGCGGAUCAAGGGGAUCAUCCAGGUGUCCCGAUCCAUCGGCGACGUGUACCUCAAGAAGCCGGACAUGUGCCGGAGCAACCCGAUGCUGCAGCAGUCGCUGUGCCCGUUCCCGCUGCGCCGCCCCGUGAUGAGCGCCGUGCCGUCGAUCACGACCCGGGAGCUCCGCCCCGGCGACCGGUUCGUCAUCUUCGCGUCCGACGGGCUGUGGGAGCAGCUCAGCGACGACGCCGCGGUGGGCAUCGUGGCGGGCAGCCCGAGGAAGGGCGUGGCGAUGCGGCUGGUGCGCGCCGCGCAGCUGGAGGCGGCGCGGAAGAAGGAGGUCAAGUACGAGAAGAUCCGGACCAUCGAGAAGGGCCACCGGCGGCACUUCCACGACGACAUCACCGUCGUGGUGCUCUUCCUCGACAGGUGCCGCGGCGCGGCCCGGUCCGGCCCCGAGGACAUCGGCGGCACCUACGCGCCCGUCGACGUGUUCUCCUGCAGCCCCGCCGGCGACCACGAGGACCCGACGAAGCCCGUCCUGAGGCGUUGAGACUAAUCUCGAAGUUUUUGGUGUGCUGCUCGAGCUCUCGAGACUGAUGGGCGUGCCGUUCUUUCGGUUCUUGAUUUCGCUCUCGAAACGAGAGGUACGUGCAUCGAGUUGCUUCCCGUUUCAAGGAGAAUUUGACUGUACAGAAAGAAAUGUCAUCGAACAUACUGUAGUGUCGUGAUCAUGUGUACCAAACCGUAAACCUCCAUCUAUUCCUUCUUUUGUUUUAAGAGAAUGUGAAUGUUCUACUGCAUUCCAACGA
Messenger RNA from Panicum hallii, 1691 nucleotides. Its product is annotated as probable protein phosphatase 2C 29. Gene Ontology annotation, molecular function: protein serine/threonine phosphatase activity; cation binding. The coding region runs from base 260 to 1432 and encodes 390 amino acids. NCBI's taxonomy places the organism in Eukaryota, Viridiplantae, Streptophyta, Magnoliopsida, Poales, Poaceae. The transcript is spliced from 2 exons. The record is from RefSeq and is a predicted model, not a curated record. Gene Ontology annotation, biological process: protein dephosphorylation.